Messenger RNA from Morchella importuna, 1590 nucleotides. RefSeq lists its product as uncharacterized. The transcript is spliced from 3 exons. The record is from RefSeq and is a predicted model, not a curated record. NCBI's taxonomy places the organism in Eukaryota, Fungi, Ascomycota, Pezizomycetes, Pezizales, Morchellaceae. The coding region runs from base 1 to 1590 and encodes 529 amino acids.
AUGACUACAUCGACCAUAACCCCCUACUCCCCCGUCGGCGACAGCGGUUUCCAGGCGCAGCAGCAGUACCACAACCCCCAAGUGGACCCAGAAGAAUUCUACCGCUCCACGCCAGAAUCACAAACCACCCACAACCACCACGAGAACUCGGCCACCAGCCCAAUAUCACCAGCAGACUCACAAGCACCGAUCGUUUUCGGCGUCGGACAGGCACAGGACUACCCACCGCCACCAUCACAAUCAACAACAACCACCCAGCAGCAGCUGCCAUCAAGAAUGGCCGACACGACCUCAUACCCGUCGCCCGUUGCAGAGGAGGGAUCGUCGACGACAACGACGUAUCCGCCGCCGCCCAUACAGCCGAUUUCGGUCGACAUGUACCGCACGUCGAUGGGCGUUGUGAAUGGCGAGGUUGGAGCGUAUCCAGCACCACCUAUACCACAGUCGCCGAGACGGAGGGACCCGUAUGCGGGCAUGGCGGUGCCGAUGACGCCGCUGACGCCAGCACUGAAGACGCCGACGUUCCGUGAGGAGGCCGAUGUGGAGAGGUAUUCGACGAAGGUGCAGAAGUAUGAUAAGCGGGAUUUGGCCGUCAAGCUGAAAGUACGCCUCGCCAAGAUCUUCCUCCGCAGCAUCAACUGCGCCUGCAGUCUCGUCGUCCUCUCGCUCGUCGCCUCCACCUUCGCAAUCUUCAACGCCACCAAACACAUGGCGCCGCGCAACAACCUGCCGCCAUGGGCCGUUGCGACGCCGCAGUGGCCGCAAAUCGUCGUUCUGUGCAUCGCCGUUGUGUCGCUGUGUAUCUCGCUGUAUAUCAUGUACGGAUACUGGCGGGGCGGGCACAAGCGUGCCGAGAAGGUUGCCGUCUACUGGACCGUGUUUGCCGUCGGCACGUUUAUCUUUACGAUUGUCAUGUGGGCGAUUGCGGCGGGGAUCAUGCAGGGGAGUAGGAACAGUGCGGAGGGGAAGGAUCUGUGGGGAUGGGCGUGUAAGGAUAAUGUGAGGAGGAAGCUGUUUGAGGAGGAUAUUAAUUAUAAGCUGGUGUGCAGGGAGCAGGACUGGGUUCUUGUCUGCGCCAUCAUCGAGAUCAGUGUUGAAACAAUCACCAUCGCCGUCUACGCAUUCGCCUUCUACCGCCUCGCCUCAAAGCGCAAGCUCCGCAAGUCCAUGGACGUCCGCGACAAAGCCCGCUCCGAACUCUGGCUCGCCAAGCUCCGCGAACAACAACAAGCCGAAGCCGAAGCCGGCGAACCCAAGAACGCAUGCGAUGAGACUGACGCAAACACCGCCUACAACAAGCUCAACGACACAACUGUCGAUCCAUACAGUAACCUCUCGGACGCUGAGGAAGGUCGUGCCGCGCCGAUGCCCGCACCGAUCGUGCUGCAGAGGCCGCCGAAGGGGAAUUAUGCGACCGCCCCGCAUAAGGCGCGUCGGGUGUCGAUUUCGCCGCCGAACUCGUCGGGCGAUAAGGUUCCGCCUACGCCGAGAUCGGUGAGCUUUCAGGCACCGCUGUCGGCGAGUUAUCCACCGCCGCCGAUGUCGGCGACGUUCCCUGCGCGGGUGCCGUCGUCGGGGUCGCAGAAGUAA